AUGUCGUUCAGCCGAGCAGCAAUAUUCGGCGUUAUAUCAUUUAAUCGUAUGGCAAGGCAAACCAGAACUGCUUUACCAUACGCAUUAGGUAUGGCUACCGCUGGUACUUUGUAUUACGUUCACAAUCCAAUGAGUAAACAUCAUGCUGCUAUGCUUGACAUUUUUCGUUUAACACCACGUUCACUUGAUACUGAUGUAUCGGAUAGUUUUCUCGGUAAACCAUUCGAACUGUUCAUGGCUGAACCAAUAACAAGUUCAGAUGCGCUUCAAAAUAGUGAUGCAAAUUCAUAUAAAUCCCGCAUGGAAGUAUUCAUAUUAAAAUUACAAAAACAAAUAUGUCAUUCAUUGGAACAAUGUGAAGCAAAACAGAAUAGUGAUGUUCGAUUUAAAGUCGAUCGUUGGAUACGAGAAGAAGGUGGCGGUGGUAUAACAUGUGUUAUGCAAGAUGGAGCUGUAUUUGAAAAAGCAGGCGUUAACAUAUCAGUUGUUCAUGGUAAAUUACCUGUUCAAGCAGUAGAACAAAUGAGAGCACGUGGUCAUGAUUUUGCUGCUAAAAAUACACCAUUGGAUUUUUUUGCUACUGGAAUUUCAUCGGUUAUCCAUCCAAAAAAUCCACAUGUUCCAACAGUACAUUUUAAUUAUCGAUAUUUCGAAUUAAUUGAUGCUGAUGGAAAAAAACAUUGGUGGUAUGGUGGCGGUACUGAUAUGACACCUUACUAUCUCGAUGAAAGCGAUUGUAAACAUUUUCAUUCGACAUUGAAAAAAGCUUGUGAUAAACAUGAUUCUUCGUACUAUCCAAAAUUUAAAAAAUGGUGUGAUGAUUAUUUCAAUAUAAAUUUCCGUCAAAAUGAACGUCGUGGUAUUGGUGGAAUAUUUUUCGAUGAUCUCAAUGAAGGAAGUCAUGAAGCAUGUUUCAAUUUUGUUAAGGCUUGUGCAAAUACAGUUAUUCCAUCGUAUAUACCAGUAGUACAAAAAAAUUGUCAACGAACAUUUACAGAACAAGAACGUGAUUGGCAAUUAUUAAGACGUGGACGUUAUGCAGAAUUCAAUUUGGCAAUAGAUCGUGGUACUAAAUUUGGCUUACAAACACCUGGCUCACGAAUAGAAAGUAUUCUUAUGUCAUUGCCGCCUGUUGCCAAGUGGAGAUAUGGAUGGGAUUUCGAAGCGGAUUCACCAGAAAUGAAAUUGAUGAAGGUUUUAAAAGAACCAAAAGAAUGGGUUUAA
This is a messenger RNA of Rotaria socialis, 1224 nucleotides long. Lineage: Eukaryota; Metazoa; Rotifera; Eurotatoria; Philodinida; Philodinidae. The record is from the annotation of a GenBank genome assembly.